Molecule: messenger RNA, 1347 nt
Organism: Lachancea fermentati
Lineage: Eukaryota; Fungi; Ascomycota; Saccharomycetes; Saccharomycetales; Saccharomycetaceae
Source: the annotation of a GenBank genome assembly
AUGCUGAAAUACUCUUCACGAUAUGCUUUAAAUAAGCAAACUCUUGGCAUAAUGACACGAAACUAUAAGCGGAUGAAAAGGCAAAAUGAAAUUUCGCUUCAAACUGGAGACAAUGCAAUCAACAAAUUGUCGCACGUUAAGCUUUCCGAUGAACAAUUAAACUUAAAAGAAAGCAUCUUAGCUUUUGCAAGAGAAAAGCUGAAAAACUACAAUGGUACUCCAUCGAUGUAUGUGAUUCAGGGAGAUGCCGGAACAGGAAAAUCUGUAGUCUUAAAUGCUCUGUUCAAUGAUAUUCAGCGGCUGGCGCUUCAUGAUAAGGACGAAAAUGACGUUAUCAAUAGCACAAGAAAUUAUCUGGUUGUCAACCAUCCAGAGAUGCUCAAACUUUAUCACCGAAUCAGUAAGUCUUUUCCCUAUAUUUCGAAGUCGUCCUUGGAAAGACCCACUUCGCUGAUCAACACACUGCAAAAGGAGAAGUCUCAGGCUGAUAUCAUUAUCGUUGACGAAGCUCACUUGUUAUCUACUUCAAAAGAUGCUUUCAAGAGAUUUUAUGGAGAGAAUCACUUGCAAGACUUGAUGGAAUUGGGGAAAGUUUUGGUGGUGGUGUAUGACGAUAAGCAAGCACUGAGAAUGGGCUCCUACUGGGAGGAGGAUGCUGCUGAUGGAUCAUCGCUGUCAUAUUUCUACAACCAAUUACCCAAAGAAAAUAAGAACUGGCAAUUUUUGAAGCAGCAGUUUAGAGUUGUUGCUGAACCCGACAUGCUGGAGUGGAUCGAACAGUUGAGCACCGUUGGCAAAAUUCUGCCUUUUCCUAAAUCUGUCUCCCAAAAACAUUCCAAUUUUGACUUCAGAAUAUGGGAAGAUUGUGGUGCGAUGUUCUCGGAGCUCAAAGCAUUGAAUGAGAAAUAUGGCCAAUGUAGGAUGCUGGCCACCUAUGAUUUCCCAUAUCGCCUUGACGGAAAAGAUUAUUUUGUGACAUGCGGUGACAGUUUUAAGGUAAGAUGGGAUCGUUAUACACCCCGUGAGCAAACUCCCUGGAGUGAGCGAGAAGAUACAAUUGAUGAGGUUGGAAGCGUAUACACUAUUCAGGGUUUCGACCUCAAUUAUGCAGGGGUAAUCCUUGGAAGAAGUGUUGGUUACAACAAGGAAACUGACCGUAUAGAAUUGAAGCCAGAGCUGUAUGAUGACCGUGCUGGUUUCACAAAGAAGAAAAAUAUCAAAAAUCCAGAGAAGGUAAAGCACAAAAUUAUCAUGAACAGCAUAAAUGUCCUGCUCACAAGAGGCGUCAAGGGCUUGUAUAUUUACGCCUAUGAUGCAGAAUUGAGAGAGAGACUCACAAGAUGUUAA